Laccaria bicolor S238N-H82 is the source of this 2490-nucleotide messenger RNA. RefSeq lists its product as uncharacterized. The transcript is spliced from 3 exons. The record is from RefSeq and is a predicted model, not a curated record. Bases 1 to 2490 code for a protein of 829 amino acids. NCBI's taxonomy places the organism in Eukaryota, Fungi, Basidiomycota, Agaricomycetes, Agaricales, Hydnangiaceae.
AUGUAUGGGCCCAUAAACCUCAAACGCUGUGGGUCGUUUGAAUCGAGCUCCCACUCAGACAACAUGUCCGGCUCUCGCUCAGACGACUACUGGUCGAGCCACUCAGACUACUCAGAGUCAUCAUCAUAUACCUCGUCAAUAUCAAAGUUUGGCGCAAAUGGCUUACCAGGCCAUAGACGUAGACUUAUGGACAGAGAACUACAGUCGGAUCUCUCAGGAUAUCGCUACGAGGAUGUCACUAUCCAAAAUUUUAUUGAGCAGGUUUGGGGGCUGGAGCCCGAUCUCGCCACUCGCAUUCUUGCGGAGCGAUGGACGCUCGAUCCAUUGGCCCUUGAGGAUUACCAGAACAUUGUUGCCCACUCGCCGGAUCCUCAGCUGCAUCUUCCUUUCCGUAAAAUGUUCCAGCAACUACUCAACGACGCGAACUCUCUCUUGGGGAUAUCCCCGACCGAAAUUUGUGACGACUUUUGGGACAAGCAGGGCAGCUCCUACAUCAUGUCACAGUAUGCAGGUCGCGAACCUGACAUGCUUCGCAUGUGGAAUCCAAUCCAGAAGAAGGCCGAAUGGCCUCUGGUCAAGUCUGUCGUCGAGUUUAAGAAGCGAAAGAAAGGGAAGAGCGUGGGGCCCAUUUUGGAGGACACCGAAGUUGUGGACUCGACGACUACAUCAUUUUCUGCAGUAGGCACCGGAACUGACGAGAUGGUGGCGGGUCAGGUCGUUGCUAAUAAGCCAGGCGCUGGUACAACUGCCGCAGUCCAAUCAGAUUCUAGCAGGGUUCAGUUUGACAGCUUACAGGUUGCUGGAGCCAGCCUUCCACCCCUUCUCAAAUCAUCUCACUCAUCAUCCUUAUCCCAGCUUGACUCCCUGACAGGAGCAGCUUCCACACCGGCUAUGCCGUCCCUGGAACCUCAUACAUUGAGAACCAAAAUAUGCUGUCCGCCGUCUCUUCCAGCUAUGCGAGACCCCUUGCUAGACGGUUCUGUCACAACAUCGGAUACUUCGUCAGGGGGAUUAGGCAAACGCAAACGUGACAGUGACGACGACGCAAGCUCAGUGGACCACAAACGCCAGAAGCUUGUCCUUACCCUCGGUGAAGUACAGCUUGCUUCAUACGCUGUGGACUGCCUCUCCGUCGUCAAUCGCCAAUAUGCGACUGGUAUAUUUAUCGACUCUUAUGCCACAUCACUGUGGUAUUAUGACCGUCAUGCGGUCUUCCGCACAGCAGCAUUUGACUUUUCUGAGCAACCUCAGCUAUUGGCGCUUGUCGCCUUUGGGCUCGCUCGUUGUGAUUUGCGCCACGCUGGGUUCAAUCCAUAUUUCUCGGCGACUCCCCCCUCGCCCCCUCCUGCUAUGCUUGAGUCCGAGAUGGAGAAGGUCGUUACACCUGAGGAUGAUCACGUUGAAUCUUUAAACAUUCCCCCAACUCCACUGGUCGACAGGCCUGUUUCGGCUCUCGAAAAGUGCUACGUCAUACUUCCAAGCCCUGAUGCAGGCAACGAUAAGCCGCCACCAGUUUGUUUCACGAUUAACGACGUACUAUUGAAUUAUUAUGGCAUUACUGGUCGUGGUACUUCAGUGUUUCUAGUCCAGGAGGUGAUCGGCAGGAAGGUGGCUGCUGAUGAGCUGGUCUUGAAGAUGAGCUGGCAGUAUACCUUUCGAUUUGCAGAAGGUGUUAUCAUUGAUGCACUUCGAAAGUCUAUUCCUGCCUGGAAGGACCAUCUUCCUGACUUGAGGUUUCACGCUUCAUACUCCCCGAAGGACUUGGGCCUACCAUGGACUCGCAUGAAUGUCGUCAUUCCAGAGGGAAGUCACUAUCACGCUUGGAAAGAGGGGAAAGUAUUACAUCGGGACCUCAGUGACAAAAAGUUGAUGGUCGACAUCAUCGAGCCUGGUGACCGAUUGAAGACGCACUCGAAAGGUGUCAACGGCAUUGUCAAUGAUUGGGAUAUGGCGUCUGUGCUGACAAGUGAAGGCGAGGCGCCAACAAGUUUGGCGAAACUUCGUAUUGGAACUGCCCCUUUCAUGGCAUUUGAAGUUUCGGGUGUGUACGGUACUUGUCUUCACCAAUAUCGUCAUGACCUUGAGUCUUUUUUCUACAUCCUCAUCUGGGCCGCUGUGCAUUACGACCUGGAAAACAAGAAGCAGGUUAGACAGUUACCAGGCGGUGUGAAAGUGCAUCCGGCUGUCGCGUUCUGGAAUGGGGGAGGACUCUUACACAUUGGGGUUGCGAAGGGAGCUUUCCUGGGUUGCCCCGCCAUCAGAGAUAACGUUUUCGACGCAAUCGGAGAAGAAUUUAAAGAUCUCGAAAAUGAGUGGAUUAGACCAUUAUGGGAGAUGUUUCGGGCAGUUGGAAAUGUUCCACGUCCGUCGUCCGAGGAAGGCAAGACGUACGACUAUGCUACAUGCUAUGGAAAGGUAACAUUUGAGAAGUUCAUGGCAGCUAUCAAAGUGACACCACGAGGCAAGGAUAUUUGUGACACUGUAGCUUGA